GAUCAAAACACAGACAUUAGAUUCUGUGUCGGUGCUUACAAUAAGAGAAAUUCUACUUCAUAUCAAAUGAUGCGAUAGUAAAGUUUUGGUUUUGAUUUUGCUGUACUGAAAAGAUAAAUUGCGGUUUAUGUGACGACGAAGAAAUUUCUGUGUAUGUAAAGGAAGUGAUAGUGGAAUGUAGGAAACUCUAAAAUAAAGUUAUAAGAAUCAGUGAAAUUAAGAGUUAGGAGUAGUGAAAUUCAUCUACCUCGACAGAACUCCCCGAUUUAGUUCCCCCGAAGUUUCAAGCAGUUGGAAAAUCCAAGUAUUUGAAAACCAGUCGUUUCAGUAUAUUUUUUGUAUACGGUUGCCACCUACGUACAUAUGUAUUGGAUCAAGGCAUCCAUUCCAUUCAGCAGCAGCAGCAGCAGCAGCACCAGCGCAAGCAGCAAACAGAUCGCAGCAGCAACCGAGGAAAGGCGAACAGCAACUAUAGAGACGAUUUAUAAACGACGAAAAAAUGGCAACGCAAGAAAAAGUGUCAAAAAGAGUACUUUUCUGUCGCUGCUGGUACCGUGCAGUUUUGUUUCUGUCAGCAGCAGUGAAAAUCGGUGCAUAGUUCGGUUGUGAAUCCGUAGAGUGGAAUCCGGAAAAUAGUACUCGUUUCUGUGGGGUGUCCAAUCGGGUCGAAGCUGGUCGGUACCCAGAAUUUAGCAGGAACAUUAUUGUCGGUAAUGUACGGUUCGGUGCAGAAUCCUUCAGGGAACUCAAAUGUUGAUUGUACGGGACAGUGCUGAUUGAUAGGAAAAUACUAAUUCGAAGAGUAAUUCUAACGUGAAAUAUUCAAUUUGCGUGAGAAUCAUUUGUGACUGACAUAUGUAUUGCUGGCUGCGGAGUGGCAGACAUUCUUUGCUGUAAGAGAAGGUGAAUCGAUGAAAGUGGUGAGUCAGGCAGAGUUCGGCAAAGGGUCCUCGGUUUGAAGUGAGGAGAAGGCAAUAGAGUAAGAAUAUAACGACGGUCGGUCGAGAGUGAAUUUUGACUAUCCCUUCUUGGUGGUAGCGAAAAAAAAACUUUUUCUCUGUAGAACGAAGAAGAUUUUGAGUCGUUCGGUCGAAAAGAAAAAAAUCGUAUAUUGAGCGAUUCAGGAAAACCCGAAUAGCAUACGGACCCGGAAGAGGAUCGGGUCAAUCCAACAGAAUGGUCCACCACCAUCAGCGGCGCCCGAAACAGCUCCAGCCGAAUGUGCUGGGUCACCUGGUUAGCCGUCAGCUCGGCGACAAUGUUCAUCAGUUCCGCAACAAUCUGUUCCAUCAGCGGCUGAGGAUCGCCAAGAACCUAUACAAAAAGGACCUGGUUUCGCACUACGGUUGCGUCAAUGCUAUCGAGUUCAGCCAGGAGGGUGAACUGCUAGUUUCGGGUGGCGACGACCGUCGUGUGCUUCUGUGGCACGUGGACAAAUCCAUCCUGGAGAAAGAAUCGCCGGCGUCGAUGCAAAAACAGCAUCUGAGUAACAUAUUCUGUCUGGGCAUAGACUCGCGGAAUGCGCGCAUUUUCUCCGGCGGAAACGACGACGUCGUUAUUGUCCAUGACGUUCAGACACGAGAAUCGGUCGACGUAUUUCUGCACAGUAAGCCAGUGUACGGCCUAUCUAUUGAUCCGUCGAACGAUGACUUGUUCGCGACGGCCGGCGAGGAUGGGAAAAUUCUGAUUUUUGACAUGCGGGACGGUUCCGAUGUGAUGUGCGUGUCCAGGUGUCGGUCGCCGUACCAUGCCGUUAUGCAUCAUCCGUACGAUGCCGGAUUCAUUGUGACGGCUAAUGCAAAGGAAGGUGCCGCCCUGUGGGAUCUCCGUGCUCCGAAGAUGCCAACGAUUCGGUACGGCGGAGAAAACGCUGCUCAGAGUUGCAUGAGUAUUCGAUUCAAUAGCUUGGGUACGCAGGUACUGGCACUGAGAAGACGUCUUCCACCGAUACUGUUCUCAACAGCAUCACCAGAACCGAUUUGUCAGUUUUACCAUCCGGACUAUUACAAUUCGUGUACGAUGAAAAGCUGCUGUUUUGCCGGAGAGCGUGAUCAGUUUGUGCUGUCCGGAUCGGAUGAUUUCAAUCUGUAUGUGUGGCGCGUGACCGACGCAGACGUGAAUGACACCGAUCAGUGGGUAGACCGAAAUCAGAUGGUUCUCUAUGGGCAUCGGUCAAUUGUGAAUCAAGUUCGGUACAAUCCUCAGAAAUGUUUGAUCGCUUCGUCCGGAGUAGAAAAGAUCGUUAAACUUUGGACUCCAUUCGAAUUGGAAUCGUGGCGUGGUUGCUUGGUGGAGGAAGCUGCUGGUCCGGAAAAUCCGAGAGAAGUGUUUACCAACGAGGAGUACAUUUCAUUGAACAUGACACACGACUACAGUCACCAGUCGACUACGGAGGAUCCACGAAUGAUGGCAUUCUUUGACUAUUUGGUUCAGCAGGAGAUUGAAGGUUGGAACAGUGAGACAUCCGAUCAAACAUCCGAACAUAGUUCGGAUGAAAACGAAUCUUCUCGACCGGACACUACUCAAACGUCGGAUACGGAAUCCGUGCAAAACUACAUACCGUUGCGUGGCCAACAGCAAAACAGACGCGGUGAUGUUACUCAGCGAACAAAAUACAGAAAUCGGAUUGCAUAUCUUAUCGCAACGAAGCGUAAUCGAUUGAAAAGACUUGCCCUGAAGACUGCAAAUGCUCGUGCAACUAAUCGACGCACAAUCACGAAAUCCAAAUAUGGUCAACGGAAUCAACCGAAACGUCCGGGAUUGGGAGCACUACGGACCACAAGAAAAGGUAUCGGAAAACGGAAUCGACGGCUCAGUACUAGCAAAUACAACAAGCGCCCAGUUUCGCAUGAGCAAACAAGUGAUUCGGAAGUUUCAAAAUCCACUAAAAAGCGACGCAUGCAAACCACCAAUCUGAACCUUGCCGUAUAUCGGACGUACCGACGGAAAUCCAAAGGAACACCGUCAUCAUCCAACACGAGUACCAGGGUCGAGGAAUCUAGCUCCGACGAUGACGAUGCCGAUAACGACAGUGAACAACCGCAGCAUUCGGCGGCGAAAAAACUCAAACUAAGCUGUGACAGUCUGGGUAAUUUCCCAUCGACCUCGAGGGGUUUUCCGGGCGGUGGCGGCGGCGGCAGCAGUAGUAGCAACAGCAACAUCUACAAUAACGGAGCGGGUCCGAGUGGGUUGUGCAAUGCAAUGCGAAUCGGUGCCGGGGCAAGCGCAAACAGUACAUAUGUCAGCAUGGAUACGCCUAGCACUAGCACGGGACUGACCGGAAAUGGAAGAAAUCUGUUGUUCCACAUAGCAUCGACCACCAACGAUGACGACGAUUCCGAUGAUGAUCCGUCGAUUCCAGAACAUCCGGCAUCGCCGGACAAUCUUCUGCGGGUGAUCACAUCGCCAAUCAAUCAUUUUGAACUCCCGCCGAACUCUGCAAGCGACCUCCUAGCGGUAGAUCAUAACGACAACAACAUUCUUGAUCACAGUAAUAACAACAGCAGCUACGUGAAUCACAACAAUAAUUCUAGCAAUAGUAGUAACAAUAUCAAUAGCAGUAGAGCCGGUAGCAACUUCAACCUAAUCAGUAAUUCAGUAAUUCAGAAUGGCAGCAACCAGAAGCAAAUGGUUGCAGCUGCACACGACAACAAUGAAUCAUCAUCGUCGUAUACUCAGAUUUACGAUCACACCUACUCGAGUCGAUCGAACUCGAGACUGUCCAGCAGCUACGAUUACGAUUGUUCCUCCAGUAAUGAUAGUUUCGUGGAUUACUUUAACAACAAAAAGAAGCUGUUAGCUGCCGUAGAUCAGCAACAACCGGGAUGUUCUUCCUCAUUCGGGGCGUCUGCACAGAAACCACAACAACCGGACUAUAAUCGGGAGCUGCUGAACUACACACCGGACAGUGGCAUAGCGACUGGUCCGUGCAGUUCCGUAUCCACCAACGGAAUUCCAUCCAGUGCCAAGUCUCACACACCCUUGACUAGCAGUAGUAGCAAUGGAAACUACUUGGAGCCUACACCCGGAACCAGCGGUCUGAAUGGCAGUGGCGGUCCGAUGGCGAACGGUGGUAGCAAUGGGAUCGAUCUUGGUUCAAAAUUGUUCCAGCAAAAGGUGGCCCGGGUACGGAAAAACUAUCGCAAGCACUUCUGUGAUGACUCGGAUAGCGAGUAAACUGGGGUUUGGGCUUUUACUGUUCCAGACUGCCAUUAACUAUCGUAACUAAUCACUAGCGGAGCAUUCGUUCGGAGUGGAUCUUAGUGUAAGUUUAAGCAUCAGCAGUUAGUGGACCUCAGGACGAAUGCUGGAUUUGACUGUUGUUUCUUAUUGCGGCUAAUGAACCGUUUCAGGCACAACCUUUUUAGGAUGGAGAUUUCGCAACUAGAGUGGACUGUGUCAGACUAACGAUGUGACUAGAAAUGCUUUCUGGAAGCAAACCUAAUGAUACGAUAGAUACUGUUCAUUUAGUUUACGGGAUGAGUUUGGGUUUGCGUGGAACGUACCACUGUCUGCGAUAUGGAGAUAUGUUAUUUCGAAGGUGUACAAGAAUAAAAUUCUUUCGGCUCGAUUUUUCCACAGAAAAAUCAUCAUCAGCAAAUCUGAACUGUUGUGUUAGUGGUAGUCUUAUAUUUGUAUACCUGCUGUAUUUGUAAUAGCUUGUAAGACAGAGGAAGCAAUUUAUGAUAGCGCAGAAUAACUGUACGUAGAUAACAGCACAAUCUGACCCCUCAAUCACCUAACCAAUUCUUGAGUUGCUCCUGCCGGGUAGUGUUAUUUCUUUUGUGUAAACUCGGGAAGUUUCCGAUUGAUCGACUACGACUGCAUAUUCGAGUAUGUAAACUCAGUUGGUAAUCACCUAACAUACUAACUAGAGUGUUAAGAAGAAAGAAACGUGAUUUACUAAUCAUAAUAUUACAAUUAAAUAUAUAUAUUAAACCUAUACACUAUAGAUUGUAUCCAUUAGUUGUAAAAUCAAACUUUAUACUUCAAGCGGGUGUGUGGUUUUGUACUCGUGCGUUCAGACUACAAUGAGCAGUUGUUGGCGACAUGAGGAGCAUACGCAACAAGACAAAAACAAAAACCACCUCCGAUAGAAAGCCCACACAAUAAUGAUGCGAUUGAAUAAACUUACUUUACGAUUUAUCACUCCUUUA
Molecule: messenger RNA, 5156 nt
Organism: Malaya genurostris
Lineage: Eukaryota; Metazoa; Arthropoda; Insecta; Diptera; Culicidae
Exons: 5
Coding region: 1177-4176 (999 amino acids)
Biological process (GO): negative regulation of fatty acid biosynthetic process
Cellular component (GO): Cul4-RING E3 ubiquitin ligase complex; cytoplasm
Molecular function (GO): protein binding
Source: RefSeq, a predicted model, not a curated record